This is a messenger RNA of Pieris macdunnoughi, 1008 nucleotides long. NCBI's taxonomy places the organism in Eukaryota, Metazoa, Arthropoda, Insecta, Lepidoptera, Pieridae. The record is from the annotation of a GenBank genome assembly.
AUGGAUUCCCAACUGCAAAUUAUAUUAGAAAAAAUGGAGGAAAUGAAACUAGACUUGAAGAAACAAACACAGGAACUAGCUGAAAAUCUUAACAAAAGUCUUUUGCAAACAAUAGAAAAAAAAUUAAGCCCACUCGUUGAGGAUAACAAAAAGCUGAAACAAGAUCUCCAAGCUUCCCAUGCACGUAUACAAAAUCUUGAAAGAGAAAUGAGAAAAGAUAACAUAAUAUUACACGGGAUGGCAGAAAAUGAACAUAGUACAAGUGAGCUCUGGAAAAAUGUGUUAGAAGUGCUGAAUGAAACCAGUUUAAGAUCUGAUGGGAUGCGGGAGUGGGAUCAAUGGGAGAUCAGCAACAUGAGAAGGCUAGGCAAGAAAAUGAAUGACAAAAAGAGACCGAUACUUAUAACCCUUGCUUUAAAUUGGCGGAAAUAUGAACUUCUAAAAAACAAUAAAAAUUUCCCGACAAAUAUACAUGCAACCGAAGAUUACCCGAAGGAAAUUAUCCAAAUAAGAAAGGAACUGAGACAACGGAAAGAACAAGAAGAAAAAAACGGAAAAAUUGCUUUUAUUCGGUAUAACAAACUCAUUGUUAAGGAAAAAGCACCUUUAGAAACAAAGAGAAAACGGUCCCCAACAGAAUCACCAUCAGCCACUGACAAUCAAAAGAAUAGCAAGCCAGAAGCACUGAAGAAAUCAACAAUACACAACACUAAUACAAUACCAACUGGAAAACAAAAGGAACCAACUGACAAUAACACACUCUUCGAAAACAAUUAUCUCCCCAACCCGGCUGGUCCCCGUGGGGAAUUAGACCAAAACCCUCCAACAUUGAACCAACAACAACAACAACAUAAUAAAGAAAACAUUACACAAACUCUACCCAAGCAAAACGUCAUCACGAAGAUCCCAACAUCCAGAUACACAAGAAUAUACAUUGCUACCCUAAACGUAUUAACACUAAGAUCAGAUGAAAGCUUAUCGGAAUUGUCAAUAGACAAAAGUCAAUAG